AUGCCAGACCCACGAAAGGUGCCACGUGCUUCCUACGAUUCCCAGGGCACUGCCUCAGAUGCGACAUUGGAGGGGGACGAAAAGCUUGAGCGCUACCGCGACGUCGAUUUGUCUCCGGAGAUCUCCUCGAUAUACCCUCCCAAACGCACCUCUUCGCGCUACAAUGCCGACGCCGACGAUCUCGAAAAUGGUAUGGAGAUGCAGCUCGACGACCAGGAAGCGGUGGGAUUGAUGCAGGCCGAUAGAGAUGGUCGGCUGAACAGGCGGAUGAAGAUGACGCCGGCGCCGGUGUGGGCACGGCUGGGUUCGAAUGGCUUGAGAGCCGGUAAGAACAGACCGAAUGUCUUUGCUGGCUGCUUGAUCUUUACCGGUGUCGUGCUUGGGUUCAUGCUCGGCUUGCCCUUCCUUCAGUGGCUCUCGUCAAAUACAGGGAAUGCCGCAGGAGAAGCAGCAGCAGCAGCAGCUACAACGGCAGGAGCGGAACGUCCCGUCAUCAUAUCCGACACAGUAGACCCUGCCGCAUCAGCAUCGACCAUCUGGAAGCAGGCACCGUCUGCCGACACAGCUGCCGGCAACUAUGCUCUUUCCAACACAUCCAUCUUCCAGGUCGACUUUCAAGAAGCGGGCUGGAACGACUUCGCCCAAUCUGCGGCGGGCACCGGUCUCGAUCCAACCGAAGUCGCCUCGUCCAAGUCGAAAGACGGCAAGGAUCUCAUGCCUCUGGAUAUGGACACUGUCUUUGGCGGCACCCUUGCCCCCCAGACGAGUGACCUGACGUGGAGCGAGGAAGAUCCAGACGAAGGUGUUUUCAGCCACGUCGACUGGAGGGAGCGCAACAUUUGGCUCGAGGACGUCACCCACGCCAGACACCAAAAGACCGGCACGGGCAAAGUCGCCUCAUUCGGCGGCAAGAGCUUGAUGGUCGAAGGCAAAAACGUCGUCGAUGGCAGGGGCAAGAUGCUCGACUGGACUAGCUUCAAGUUCUCGCCUGAUGUUCGCUGGGUAUUGUUCUUCAGCAGCGAGACCAGUCAAUGGCGGUACAGCUCAAAGAGCUACCUGUGGCUGCAUCACAUUGCCAGCAAGAAGACGGUUCCGCUCGGGACGGGUCCUAGUGGACCUCCAAAGGUCUCGUUCGCGGCGUGGGCGCCCCAAAAGCCAGGCGCCUCGUCGCAAGAUCCACCCAGCAUCGCGUACGUCGAAGAGAACAACCUCUACUUUGUCCCCCGUGCGGGAGAAGACGCGGUCAAAGUGACACAGGAUGGAGCCGCCACAAUCUUCAACGCCGUGCCGGACUGGGUCUAUGAGGAAGAAGUGUUCGGUUCGGACUCAGUCAUGUGGUUCAGUCCCGGUGGCACCAAGCUCGUCUUCCUGCGCCUGGAUGAGACUGAUGUGCCUGUGUACGAGUUCCCCAAGUACAAUCCGGAUCGGUAUCGAGCCGGACUCACGACGCCGUAUCAGAACAUGACGCGCAUGAAGUAUCCUAAACCUGGUUUCCCGAACCCUACCGUCAGCGUCAAGAUGAUCGAUCUCGACGAGAUUAGAGAGGCGACCAGGAAGGGCACCAGCAUCCGGCCCACACAGUAUACGCUGCACAGUCCCCAGUCGAACAAGGGCAAAGCGGAGAACGAUGUGGAUCGGUUGCUCUCGAGCGAUACGGGGGUCAAGGAGAGGUUGGUGACCGAAGUUAAGUGGGUGUCGGAUGACCAGCUGCUGGUGAAAGAGACGGAUCGGUACAGCGACGUGAUGCGCAUCGUCAACUUCGAUCUUUCAGGCCAAGGCAAAGGCCCUGCGGAAGGUCGUACCGACUUGGUGGGGCAAGCAGUUCGCAGGCAAGAUGCACGUGCCGACAAGAGCGGAUGGAUCCGCGCUGCGCAGACCAUCGAACCGCUCUCGCACCAUAACUUGUCAGUAGGAUCAACGGCCUAUCUCGAUAUCGUCGUGUCGGCUGAGGGGUAUCGGCACCUGGCGUACUACGAAUCGGCGGUGUCGGACCGACCCAUCUUCUUGACGCGUGGUCGGUGGGAGAUUGCGGAGCUCAAGCACGUCGACGCCAAGCGGAACAGGGCCUACUUCGUCGCUGCGAGGCCUACGCCGGCGCUUCGCAACGUGUACUUUGUCGAACUUCCAGACUGGAAGAGGGGUUCUGUAGACUAUACGGUCAAGGAACCCGUGGCGCUCACGGACGUGUCCAAGCCAGGAACGUACGACGUAAGCUUCGAUCCCAAAGGCGCCUAUUACGUUCUCGACUAUCAAGGACCCGAUGUGCCUUAUCAAAAGGUCAUCGGCGUCGACGAUGCCAAGUUUGAGCUCAUGCUCGAGGAAAACACGCUGUUGCGUCAGAUUUCUAGUCAGUAUGUCAAGCCGUCCAGCACGUUCUACCAGCUCGUGCUCAACAGCACCAUGCCAGACGGUACAAGGACAGUGGCGAGCGUCAAGGAGACUCGCCCGCACGAUUUCGACCCGACUGGUGCCACAAAGUAUCCGGUACUGGUGCGAGUGUAUGGCGGGCCGGACUCGCAGCUGGUGGACGCGAGGUGGAACCGCGCCGAUUGGCACCAGUACGUCGCGUCGACGCUUGGGUACAUUGUCGUGAUUGUCGAUGGACGCGGGACAGGGUUCAAGGGGCAGAGCUACCGAGCUGCUGUGGCGGGCAAUCUGGGCAACUUGGAAGCGCAAGACGUCAACGAAGCGGCACAGCUCAUCUCUACGCUGCCUUACGUCGAUGAAUCGCGCAUCGGGAUGUGGGGUUGGUCGUACGGCGGCUAUUUGACAGGCAAAUGCGUCGAGCUCAACCGCAACAUCUUUUCACUCGCCGUCUCAGUCGCCCCGGUCACCAAGUGGGAAUUCUAUGACUCGGUCUACACGGAGCGAUACCUCAAGUCGCCGCAGACCAACAAGCAGGGCUAUGAGACGUCGGCGAUACACGCCACGGCCGGGUUUAGCAAGACCAAAUACCUACUGAUGCAAGGAUCGGCGGACGACAAUGUGCAUUUCAGCAACUCGGCGCAUCUGUUGGACCUGCUGACCAAGGCCAAGGUCAGAGGGUUCAGGUUUAGGAUGUUUACCGAUUCGGCACACAGCAUCAGGACGAGGGGAGCGUACAGGGAGCUGUUUGAGGAGAUGACGGCCUUUCUCAGGGAGAACUGGGGCGCGGGUGGCCGGAGGGAGGCGAAGAAGGCGAAGGCGAAGAGUAGGCCUGGUUUGCACAAUUCUGUAGAGUGA
This is a messenger RNA of Sporisorium graminicola, 3222 nucleotides long. RefSeq lists its product as uncharacterized. The record is from RefSeq and is a predicted model, not a curated record. Gene Ontology annotation, biological process: proteolysis. Gene Ontology annotation, molecular function: serine-type endopeptidase activity; dipeptidyl-peptidase activity. The transcript has a single exon. NCBI's taxonomy places the organism in Eukaryota, Fungi, Basidiomycota, Ustilaginomycetes, Ustilaginales, Ustilaginaceae. Bases 1 to 3222 code for a protein of 1073 amino acids.